Pangasianodon hypophthalmus (striped catfish) is the source of this 5842-nucleotide messenger RNA. RefSeq names its product cadherin-24 (gene cdh24a). NCBI's taxonomy places the organism in Eukaryota, Metazoa, Chordata, Actinopteri, Siluriformes, Pangasiidae. Gene Ontology annotation, molecular function: calcium ion binding; cadherin binding. Gene Ontology annotation, biological process: homophilic cell-cell adhesion; multicellular organism development; adherens junction organization. The transcript has 13 exons. The record is from RefSeq and is a predicted model, not a curated record. Gene Ontology annotation, cellular component: catenin complex; plasma membrane; adherens junction. Bases 274 to 3618 code for a protein of 1114 amino acids.
GAGAGAGAGAGAGAUACAGAGAGAGAGCAAGAGAGAGUGAGAGAGAAAGCGAGAGGGAGGGAUAGAGACACAGAGACUCCAGAAGAGAAGCACAUGUUGUGAAUAACCACUGAAGGCAGAGAUGAAGGGAUGGAGCCAAGAAAUAAAAAGAAAAACGAUUCAGGAGAGGAGAUGAGGCGAAGAGAGAGAGCAAGAGAGAGGAGAGACGGAGAAGAAGAAAGAAAGCAUCAGUCCUUUUUCACUCUCAUCCCGCAGCAGACGCUCCACUGAAUCAUGCUGAUAAGCCGAUCCGUACUGCUCGUCCUCAGCUCGUGUGUGUGCCUGACUGUGUGUGUGGAGAACGCAGACACUCCGGCUCCUCGGAUGGUGACAGAGCGACAAGGCAACUCAUCAUCUCCCACCGAAGCCUCUCAGAGUACAGACAGACACAGGGAUGCUUUUAAACAAGAGCAGGAGGAUAACAAGGAGCCAAGAUCCUCACACAGAGACGAGAUUAAAGGCAGUGUCUCAGAAAGCACCACGUCUGCACUUUCCCUUCAGCAAAGCAGCAAAAACUCUAAUCUAGGCUCAAAGACAGACACCACAAUCGAUUCCACCGAUAUCCCAAAGCCCCUGAGUUUCCAGGAAGUGAUGAAUGGAACAGUCCGUCUCUCCAGGAGACGCAGGAGCUGGAUCUGGAACCAGUUUUUCGUUAUCGAAGAGUACAGUGGACCGGAACCGGUUCUGCUCGGACGGCUGCGCUCCAGUGUGGACCGAGGUGAUGGGCGUGUCCUGUAUGUCCUGAGCGGUGAGGGGGCAGGGUCAGUGUUUGUGAUUGAUGGCCGAACAGGGAACAUCCAUGUGACAAAGCCUCUGGACCGCGAGCAGAAGGAUCAGUACAGGCUCGUCGCCACGGCAACGGACCAGCGGACGGGUCGCGUGCUUGAGGCCUCGUCCCAAUUCACCAUCAGAGUGCAGGACAUAAAUGACAACCCACCUGUGUUCAAGCACACGCACUACAUCGCCAGCGUGCCUGAGAGAGCCAGCGCUGGGACGUCUGUGAUUCAGGUGACAGCGACAGACGCAGACGAUCAGUCGUAUGGGAACAGUGCGAAGCUUGUUUACUCCAUCAUCCAGGGCCAGCAGUAUUUCACUGUGGACCCGCAGUCAGGUGUCGUGCGGACUGCGGUGUCUGACAUGGACAGAGAGCAGCAGUCUCAGUACAUCGUGGUCUUGGAGGCAAGAGACAUGGCGGGACAUCAGGGGGGUCUAACAGGAACAACCACCAUCACUGUGCACCUCAGCGACGUCAAUGACAGCCCGCCACGCUUCACUCAACGCAUGUGGACGUUCUCGGUGUCAGAGUUAGCACUCCCCGGUGCUGAAGUGGGCCGUGUGAGUGCUACAGAUGCUGAUGUGGGUGAGAACGCUCGACUCGAAUUUACCAUUUUGGACGGAGAUGGGGAGGAAAUGUUCAACAUCACAGAACUGAACCAAGAGGGCGUGAUUUUACUCAACCAGGCAUUAGACUUCGAGACAUGCAGCUCGUACACACUCUCGGUGGAGGUCCAGAACCCGAGCUUGGAUAUGCGCUUCCUCCGUGGCGGUGUGUUUAAGGACGAGGCGGUGGUGAGGAUCGCCGUCCUGAACGCAGACGAGCCGCCGCACUUCACUCGCGAUCAUUACACGCUGAACAUCACGGAGAACUGCAGAGUGCCGUGCAGCGUGGGACGAGUUCACGCCGUGGACCCCGAUACAGGACACAGCACCAAUAUAGAGUACUCGAUUGCCCCUGCGUCUGACCCCGGGGCUGUGUUUCGUAUCUCUCCUGUUAGUGGCCUCAUUACCACGGUGAAGGUGUUGGAUCGAGAGCGUGAGCAGUGGCACAACAUCACCGUCACUGCCACUCAGAGAGACAGCCUCAAUCAGGUUACCAGGGUAGUGGUUGCCAUAGAAACGCUGGAUGUGAAUGACAACCCCCCUGAGCUGGAUGGACCAUAUGAGACGGCAGUGUGUGACACCAGCACCGCCGGACAGGUGGUGCAGGUGAUCCGAGCUAUAGACAGAGACCAGAUCAGCUCCAGUUUACCCGUACACUUCAGUGUGUCUUCACACAGCAGCCUGUCUCUGAACUUCACCACUCAGGCGAGAGGAAAUCACACAGCCAAUCUGCUGCUCCUGUCCUCUCUGAAGCCCCUCCCUCGCCCCGCCUCUUCUCUUUUACACAUUGUAAAAGUACCCAUAAUCCUCCGGGACAGAGCGUCGGAGCUGAGCAGCACGGGGACGGUGACGGUGACGCUGUGCCCCUGUCAGAAUGGAGGGAUGUGGGUGGAGGAGAGAAGGAGAGGGAUGGAGGGAGGGAGGAGUGGUGAUGGAGAGGUGCUGAUGGAGUGGGAGAGACAGAAGGUUUGUUCGUCUCUGCCAACUUCCUCCAUGCUGCUGGGCUUCAGCUCGGCCGCCAUGUUGGCCAUCCUGGCCUGUUCCUCCGUCCUCAUGGUAGUGGUGGUGUUGUCUCUGUCUAUGCGGAGGAAGAAGAGUGACUCUCUCUCUCCGGUGGAGAACGAUGAGAUCAGAGAGAACAUUAUUACAUAUGAUGAUGAAGGUGGAGGAGAGGAAGACACAGCUGCGUUUGACAUCACUGCGCUGAAGAGCGUCCCACAUGCCAUACACACGCGAGGUGUUGGUUCCGUCCCGCUGUACGCUCCUCUGUGCUACAGCAUACACACGGCGAGCGAGAGCCCGUUUGGCCGGUGUGAGUCUCGGCUGGACCGGGAUAAACCCGCACACACACUCCCCAGCGGAUACACACUGAACAUGGGGCUGUUAGAACCAGGUUCUACUCUCACAGAACCGGCUGAAGAGUGUAAGAGAUCAGAUCAGAACAGGACUGAAGAUUCUGCUGAUAUCAUGCUGAAAAAGAGGCAGGCAGGAAGUGAUGUCAUCACUCAAGAUCAGUCUCCGUUAAUCCUAAAUGACUCUGCAGAUCAUCUGGUCGCAUCUCGUACAGCUCACCUCCACUCCUCCGUCUCCUCAUCUGUCGCUCCAGAUGACAUCACGCCUCCGCACAGCACAGGAAACAGCACAGCUCCGUUCAGAACCAUGGAGGGAACGUUACUGAGAGCUGGAGGAGGGAUACAUCUGACUGGAGCUCCUUUUUUGUACCUGAAUACAGGACAGGACUACGUUCAGCACCUGGUCGGGCUACAUGUUGGAGGGCGGAGCUUCUUUAGACCUGAUUUAGGGGGCGUGGCUGUCCCUGUGACUCUUAGAAUAGAUGAAUUACUGCAGCACCGACUCACCCGAGUGACCUUUGACCCCAUGCAGCCUCCGUACGAUUCACUGCAGAUGUAUGAGCACGAGGGGGCAGAGUCAGAGACCGCCUCCCUCAGCUCUUUGGAGAGUGAAGGAGAUGGAGGGAUGGAGGGAGAGGGGUUAAUUGAUUGGGGGCCCAAGUUUAACAAGCUGCUGGAGAUCUUUAGAGAGAGGGAACAGGAGAAAGAUGGAGAGAAGAAAGAGGAGGAGGAAACGGAGGAGAGACAAAUACAUGGAGAGCAGCAGAAGAGUGUGGAGGACAUGGAUGGAAAACAAGCAGUACAGAAGGAACUAGAUAGCAGAAAGGAUGGAGAGAAUAAAGAAUGAUUUCUCUUCAGAGAGAGGAGAAAGCGUGAUAGAACAAGUUGCUGGAGAACAUGAGAGAUGAUGGAAUUAUAGGCAAGGAAAAAGAGGAGGGGCGAGGAGGUUAAGCGAAAAGAAAUAAGCUUGUUAAUGGAAAGAAAGAAAGAAAGAAAGAGGAAGAUAGAAGGGUGAGAGAGAAGACGAGAGAGGAGGGUUGAGCUGGUGGAGAUCUUUAGGGAAAGAAGAGUGAGGUGAGAUGAGAAAAGAAAGAAGAACUGAGGUGAAGGGACGAAUGGAAGAGAAGAAUAAACAGGCAGGAAGGGGAGGCAAAAAGAAAUAGAAGGUGGAAGGAAGAGACAGAGGGAGAGAGAUGGAAAGAGAGAGGGACAGAGAAAGAGCAAAGGCUAUUCUAGCGAUCAUAGGUAUUGUGUGCCAUGGAGGUUGAACAAAGUUGCAGGCAGAGUCUCAGAAAGCUGUCAAUCAAGUGUGCUCAUUAGAAUAUUAGGCCACGCCCACACCUAAAGACUGAGUUCAGCUGCUGUUUGAGUGUUUAUGACAUUUCUUUUCUCUCUAUAAUAUAGCACUGAAGUUUGAUUUCAUACAAACAUGUUUAAUAUUUUACACCUCCUUCCCCACGACUAUGAGAGAUUACAGAGUGAGAAGUUACAAAACAGCUGAAAUAUUGAUCUGGCCAUGCGAGCAGCAUUGUGUUAAAAAAUUAAUAAAUAAAAUGGGCCUCAUAAAAAAUGCACGGUCCUCCAAAUCCAAGGAAAUAGAAACGUCUGUCCCACAGGAUAGAAACAAAAAUCAGGUUUUAGGCAGAGCAAGAAUAAAAGUGUUCCUUUAGAGAAAGUCACAAGUGAACCUGCAUGCGCACACACCACACACACACACACACACACACACACAAACCCUUCUGUAUGUGCAUAACUUGGUAAAACUCCUUCCAACGCCCUUCACUUGACAGAGCCAAACUCCAGACGUUACACAUCACUAGUGAGCGAGUGAGAAAUCAAGCUCAUGCUAAACUAUUUAGUACACAAGAAAAAGUGUCUUAUCAGUCAGAAAAGCUUUCAGAAUGUCUUCCAUUCUUCCUUCCAGGCUUUAUGUAUCUCCAGUCAGUUGCUUUUGUGCUGUGAUUAUUAAGCAGCAUUUGAAGAGCUUUAGCAACCUCAUUGUUCUCCAUUUCCAUCUCGAGGAACAGACAGAGGAACACGAGUGAAACAAGCGAGGCAGCAAAAUUCACAAACUGCUGCAGAUCUCUCAGAUCUCUCUCAAUCCUUUAUUAAUAAUGCAUUAUAAAUGCAUUCAUAACAUCUUAUAUGAUUCGUAUAAUUACCUUAUCAUGCCUGGCUUAAGCCUGUAAAAAUGUGUAUAAAUUAUAGUUACUAUAAUUGCACUUUAUAACACGAGUGUAUGACUUCAUCAUGCCCCGCCCUCCACAUAACACAUUAUGAUAUCUGUACAUAAGGAGUAUUAAUGUUAUAAUACACAUUAUCGUUUCUAUAGUAACGGCUCAUUCCCAGGGACUUGUACAGCAAACACUCCACUGAUAAUAAACAGGUUAAAAAAACAUGUAAUUGUUGAUGUGGUGAAGUUUUCUAUAAGGAGAAACAUGUUUAUGGAAGGAGUCUCCAGUGUCAGCGCUUUGUAACAGUCAGAGGUAAAGCUGUAACUUCAUCUUCUUUGCGGUUUCUCGGUAACGUGACUUUUGAGAGAGAGAAAGGAGAGGCUGGUGAGGGAACGAGUGUUUAUAGCUGCUAUAACGUAAGUGACAACAGGAACUAACCUGUUUCACAGACGUUCCACGGCAUUAAAUGUAACUAUAAAUGGAUAAAAGCAUGAUGUGUCAUUCUUUAACAAUAAAAAUUUUAAUUGUUGGCAAAUUGUUGCAGAUAAUUUUUUAUUUAUUAAACAAUGACACAAUGUCAUAGCUUUUAUCCGUUUAUAGUUACAUUAAACAUUGUGGAAGUUUCACAAGUUUUGUGACAAAUUGCUGUUAUAGAAAAUUAUUAUUCAACACCUUCUGACCAAUCAGAUUCAAGAAUUCAACAGCGCUGUGGUAUAAAGUGAUUUUAAUUCCUGAAAGUCGGCCACUCCAACAGAAGAUAACACUUUUUUAUUUAACGUCAUGAUCAUGAUGCCACUCAUCGCAUGUUUAUCACCACAAACAGCAAACUGCGACUGAAAAUCAUGCUUUCACUGGGAUGAUUCAUGAAGUAUGGAGUUUCCUUCUGGUCUUUACAGG